Molecule: messenger RNA, 2121 nt
Organism: Gymnodraco acuticeps
Lineage: Eukaryota; Metazoa; Chordata; Actinopteri; Perciformes; Bathydraconidae
Product: caspase-9-like
Exons: 10
Coding region: 314-1621 (435 amino acids)
Biological process (GO): proteolysis; intrinsic apoptotic signaling pathway in response to DNA damage; regulation of apoptotic process
Cellular component (GO): cytoplasm
Source: RefSeq, a predicted model, not a curated record
UAUGUUACGCUGGUAUUGCGGCAGCGGUGCGCGGUAAGUAAAAUCAAGCGCACCCUGUUUUUUUCUGUAGGUAGUCUCUCAGUGGACCAAUCACAGACAGCGGUGAUGUAAACAAGGAAAUUGCUAAUGCAACGGAGAGCAAACAAGAGAAAUGAGACAGGAACUUCUAAUAUCUUUACGGGAACAACGUAUAAUUUCGCUUUCACAAUUGAAGGAUAACGACUUCCUCUGUUGUUGAAACAAGAUUUUCGGCUUUUAUACGACUUUUACGAUAUUUCUCUGUCUACCUCGACGAAUUAUUGUGUAGUAUUAAAUGGAGGAACGCCAAAAGAAGAUCCUCCAGCGCAACAGGACCAGUCUGGUGAGAGACUUGGACCCAUCGAACCUUUAUGAUGGUCUUAUUGAAAAGGGAGUUUUUACCCAAGACAUGAUCGAUGAGAUCAAGAGCUCAGGGACCAGACGUGAUCAGGCCAGGCAGUUGGUCCAGGACUUGGAGACCCGGGGGAGUCGAGCCUUCCCGUUAUUUCUGGAUUGCCUUCAGGAGGCAGGGCAGCACAGUUUGGCAGAGCUCCUUCAGAGUGGAGUUCCAUCAGUUCAGCUCCAGCCUGCUACUCCUACCCAGACUGUACGCCCUGUUCUCCAGCCUCUGCCAGUGUCCUCUCCUAUGGAUGUCGAUAAGAACAUUAAAUAUGCUGUCCGUGUUCAUCCAAUCCCAAGACCCAGUACUACUCCUACUCCAUCACCUGAAAGGGAGUACAUGAGACCGAGGCCACAAGGCAGAACUAGACGGGAUAGUAUUCAGAGCUAUAAAAUGGAUGCCAGCCCAUGUGGACAUUGCCUCAUCAUAAACAACGUAGAGUUUGAACCCGAGAGCGAGCUGAGCAAUCGCAAAGGCUCCAACAUAGACUGUGACAAACUGGAGAGUAAAUUCAAGGCACUCAACUUUAUUGUGGAAGUUAGGACGAACCUGAAACAAAGACAAAUCAAACAUGAACUUGCAUCUUUAUGUAAGAAGGACCACUCCCAAUAUGACUGCUGUGUGGUUAUCAUGCUGUCCCAUGGGACUGAGGUGAGUCACAACCGAUUCCCUGGUGCUGUGUAUGGUGUGGACGGACAGCAUGUCCCAGUUCAGCACAUCACAAACUACCUCAAUGGCCAGCAUUGCCCGUCUUUACAGGGCAAACCCAAACUGUUCUUCAUCCAGGCCUGCGGAGGAGGUGAAAGAGACACAGGCUUUGAGGUGUCCCCUGACGAGGUUGAACCCUCCCACGGUGGAGCGGAUGAUCAGACGGACGCCAUCCCAAUGUCGUCCAGCAGCGACUCUCUGAGCAUGUCUGAUGAACCAGAUGCCAGAGUAACGCUGCCCACCCCCAGUGACAUCCUGGUGUCCUACUCUACCUUUCCAGGUUAUGUUUCCUGGAGAGACACCCAGUCAGGCUCCUGGUACGUGGAGACACUCAAUGGUAUUCUUGAGGAAAAUGCUGCUACCGAUGACUUGGUCACAAUGUUGAUGAUGGUCAACCAUGAAGUCUCUCAAAACUCAGCAAAAGGGCUCUACAAACAAAUGCCUGGUUCCUUUAACUUCCUCCGCAAGCUUCUCUACUUUCAAACCCAAGCAUAGCGGCAGAGUUCCGCUUUACUUUUCUCAGUGUCACGUUCAGGAAAGGAAAGUUUACUUUAUGGAUGUAAUUUCAAAGAUUCAAAGGGUUUAUUGUCAUAUGCACAAUAGCUAGAGUGUAGUUGUUGGUAAUGGAAAUCUAAGCCUCAGUCUCCUCAAACAAUGCAACAUACAAUACACUUGAGACAUGAGAAAGAAAAUAGUGCAAAUAACAUCAUUGUGCAAUUGGGAUUUCUGAAGUGUUUUUACAGACACAAUCAUGUCUUAGUGUACAUUUCUAUUGUUUGUCAUAUCUUGCAAUGUUUUUAAUUGUUUUAACUUUUUGGGUAAUGGUGUAGAAAAUAUUUAUGUACAGUGAAAAUGUUCUCCAGUUUAUAGGCUUGGUGUCUUAUUGACACUAGCAGCUGUCGAAUUGCAAGAGUAGACAAUCAACAUGAUGUUUAAUUUGUACUCUGCAAAUUGAUAUUAAAGACGUUGCUUUCUUAUAAAUGUUCAUAAACAAA